Molecule: messenger RNA, 1118 nt
Organism: Diaporthe batatas
Lineage: Eukaryota; Fungi; Ascomycota; Sordariomycetes; Diaporthales; Diaporthaceae
Exons: 3
Coding region: 208-1068 (286 amino acids)
Biological process (GO): carbohydrate metabolic process
Molecular function (GO): zinc ion binding; aldehyde-lyase activity
Source: RefSeq, a predicted model, not a curated record
CGCGUGUCGAGUCACUCCAGAUGUCCCUCCCCUCCCGAGCAGCAACUGUGGACUAGUUAUAUCAAUAUGCUACAAACAACAAUACUCGAUCUCUUAUUGCUAACAGUUCCAUAAUGAAGAUCACUUCCUAAGACUUUUUUACCUGCAAUUCAAACCUUGGCCUAAAUCUGCACGCAGCCCCAACUCAACUACUAAUCGCCAGGAAACAUGGAGUGGAAACAGCACAACAAAACAUAUCAGAUCCUCAAGGCAGCCGAGGAGGGAGGUUAUGGCGUACUUGCCGCCAUCGCGUACAACAUCGAAAGUAUUCUGGGUCUCAUAAGGGCGGCUGAGGCCAAGAGGUCCCCCUUGAUCCUCCAAGUAUUCCCGUGGGCGAUCACAUACAGCGAUGGCCUAUUAGUACACGCAGCUGCCCAACGAGCCCGGCAGUCCUCGGUGCCGGUGGCGAUUCACCUCGACCAUGCACAGGAUGAGGCUUUGAUCAGGCAUGCAGCGGCAAACCUGCCCUUCGACUCGAUCAUGGUAGAUAUGAGUCACUAUGAAAUGGAUGAAAAUUUGCGUAAGACGCGUGAGCUGGUGGCGUUCUGCAACCAACACAAGAUUACGACCGAGGCGGAGCCAGGACGCAUUGAGGGCGGCGAAGACGGCAUUGCUGAUACCGCAGACCUAGAGGGAGCUUUGACAACCCCGGAGCAAGUGGAAGAUUUCAUCGCCACUGGGAUUGACUUCCUAGCCCCUGCAUUCGGCAAUGUCCACGGCGAUUAUGGCCCAAAGGGCCCUGUGUUGGAGUAUGACCGGCUUGCCAAGAUCCGGGAGACAAUUGCUGGAAGAGUACGCCUUGUGGUCCACGGGACAAACGAUUGGAGCGAGGAGGUGACCAAAAAGUGCGUGGCUGGUGGGUGCGUGAAGGUCAACGUGAAUAAGCUGGUGUUGCUGGAUUACUUGAACCAUCUGAAGGCAAACGCGCCGUCCAAGAAUAUCACGGUUCUGAUGGAAGAGGGAACCAAGGAAAUACAGGCGCUCACAGAAUGGGCUAUGGAUGUCUGCGGCAGUACUGGGAAGGCAUAAGACAGCUGCUCAAAUCCACACAUGGUUCAUUCCGAGGCCACCCUGUAAAA